This is a messenger RNA of Chiroxiphia lanceolata (lance-tailed manakin), 1695 nucleotides long. RefSeq names its product butyrophilin subfamily 1 member A1-like. Bases 1 to 1695 code for a protein of 564 amino acids. The record is from RefSeq and is a predicted model, not a curated record. Gene Ontology annotation, molecular function: protein binding. Lineage: Eukaryota; Metazoa; Chordata; Aves; Passeriformes; Pipridae. The transcript is spliced from 9 exons.
AUGGCCCGGCCCGGCAGCACCCCAACCACGCGCAGCAGCCGCUGCUCUCCACUCACCGUCACUGCACCCCCCGGCUCCAUCACCGUGGCCAAGGGCGAGGACGUGGUGCUGCCCUGCAGCUUCUCCCCGGAGCAGAAUGCACAGGACACGGAGGUGACCUGGUUUCGGGAGCAGUUCUUGCCCUUUGUGCAUCGCUACAAGUGGGGCCAGGACCAGUACGGGGAGCAGAUGGUUCAGUACCAAGGGCGCACUGAGCUGGGGAAGGACGGCCUUGCCAAGGGCAGCGCGGACUUGAGGAUCUUCCGUGUCCAACCAUCUGACACAGGGAAUUACACCUGCUUUGUUCAACGAGGCUCAGAUUAUGACGAGGCUGUGGUGGAGCUCAAGGUGACAGCCAGCGGCUCUGCCCCGCUCAUCGCGCUGGAGCGCUACGAGCACGGGGGGAUCCGGGUGGCCUGUCGCUCUGCCGGCUGGUACCCACGGCCCCGGGUGCUGUGGCACGAUCCCCACGGGCGCCAUCUCCCGUCCCUCUCGGAAAACGCUACCCAGGACAAGAAUGGGCUCUUUGCAGCUGAGAGCAGCAUCAUCCUCACCAGGGCUGGGAACCAGGAACUCUCCUGCUCGGUGCAGCACCUCCCGCACACACCGGGGCAGGGAUCAGCCCUUCAAGUCUCAGAUCCCUUUUUCCAAGAUGCCCAUCCUUGGAGGAUUGCCCUGGGUGUGGUCCUGGCUGCUGUGGCUCACUCUCCUUAUUAUCAGCUGUUAUGUCUAUUUAAAAUUAAAGGAAAGCAGCAGAAAGAAAUAGGAAAGCAGCAGAAAGAAAUAGAGCACAGGCACAGGGCCCUUAGGGAGCACUGCAGGGGACAUUUCACCCCACGCUCCUCCCUUGUUGCUGCAAACCUGCCCCUUCAGCGCUGCCCUGGAGCUGGAGCCCGUGCUCAGGUCUCCAGCAGCACGGUGCUGAUCUCUGCCCACAGCGGGCUCAGGGAGGAGGAACAAGCCCAGGAACUUGCGAACGUGGUUCUGGAUCCAGACACAGCCCACUGUGAGCUUGUCCUGUCUGACAAUGGCAAAAGCGUGACACGAGUUCAGACACGACAGGGCAUCCCCAAUAACCCCAAGAGAUUUAACGUGUGCCACUGCGUUCUGGGGCGUAAGGGCUUCACCUCGGGGAGACACUACUGGGAGAUGGAGGUCGAGAAUGCAGGAGAAUGGGUUGUGGGGGUGUCUAGAGUAGAUGUGAGAAGGAAGGGUGAGAUUGAGUUUAAACCAGAGGAAGGCAUCUGGGCAGUGGGGAACUGGGGAGGGCACUUCCAAGCUCUCACGUCCGUUAGUCACACUCCCCUUCCCAAAAUCCAGAACCCCAAGUGGAUCCGGGUCUCUGUGGAUUAUGAAAUGGGACAGGUGGCAUUUUUCAGUGUUGAUGAGGGGAUUCCCAUCUUCGUGUUUACACAGGCAUCAUUUGGGGGGAAAAAAGUCUACCCUUGGUUCUGGCUGGGUCCUGGGAUAUGUCUGAAAAUAUGUCCUGAUGAAGAGCAGGCAGAAAGAGAAGGGUCUCCAAGGCUGGAGAUCUCGUUACCUCUCUGCACCUCUGUUCCAUGCUGCAUCUCUCCAAGAUCUUUCUCUGAGGCCAGAUAUGCUGUUCUGGUCCCACUGCAGAUCAGUGGGAGAGGCCAUGGCCAAGACUUUGCGUGA